AUGACCUUACCUCUGGUCACUGACCUAUCUCUCAUAAAGUUUGGUGGUCUUCGCAAAUGGUCAAAUUUUUUCCCGUUAGAUAUGGUUUUAAAGGCCUUAGAAACAGAAAGCAAAGGUCAGAGCAGUUUCAUCUUUUCUAAAGAUGGUUCGUUUUUCGAACUUGUGCCAUUUUUCAACUGGAACUGGGACCAUACACAAAUAGCCGUGAAAAAUAUGGCCGUUUUGACAUUUGGCGUAGCGACAGUGAUCGCAGUCACCGGAGCCAGUGCUGCGACAGCAGCCCCAGCACUGGCUGGAACGCUUACGGGAAUCGUUACAAUCUCUGCUUCGCCAGAAGUAGGUGGUGUAGCUGCCACCGUCGCUGGAUCUGCUGGAGCGGGAGCGGUUGUCGGUGCCAUCAGCGGAACUGCUGAAAAUGGUUCGGCCGUCAUCGGGGCAGUUCUUGGUUCAGCCUCUUCUGCCGCAGUAACUUGCAGCAGCGCCGGAUUCGCCGGAGCGGUAAGCAGUGGGCUUACGGUCGGGCCCCUAGGCUGGAUGGUAUUGGGGGCUGAACAUUCCGUCAACGAUGUUGUAACAUUCGACUGCUGGAAACCGGUUUUACGGGACAACUCAGACGAACCGUCACGCGGAAAGCUGUUGAAGGACGUGAUUGACGAUUGGCGAAUCAAGAAAGUGAUUAUCAAAGACGGAAAGGUUAGCCAGUUGCCUCAGUUGAGUCUGAUCAAUGUGUGGGACGAGACAUUCAAUAUCGAGUAUCUGGUUUUACCCACCAACAACCAGCUGGUAGCUCACGCUGUUCGUAUGUGA
This is a messenger RNA of Daphnia carinata, 807 nucleotides long. RefSeq lists its product as uncharacterized. Bases 1 to 807 code for a protein of 268 amino acids. The record is from RefSeq and is a predicted model, not a curated record. The transcript is spliced from 2 exons. NCBI's taxonomy places the organism in Eukaryota, Metazoa, Arthropoda, Branchiopoda, Diplostraca, Daphniidae.